Molecule: messenger RNA, 1098 nt
Organism: Pistacia vera
Lineage: Eukaryota; Viridiplantae; Streptophyta; Magnoliopsida; Sapindales; Anacardiaceae
Product: protein ELC-like
Exons: 1
Coding region: 100-1095 (331 amino acids)
Biological process (GO): protein modification process; endosome to lysosome transport; protein transport
Cellular component (GO): ESCRT I complex
Molecular function (GO): ubiquitin binding
Source: RefSeq, a predicted model, not a curated record
UUUUAUUGUAUCAAAUCAAAUAAAUCCUGUUCAAUCUUAGCCAGAUUUAAUUAUAUUAACUCAUCUUCUACUCCAGUUAGACUAAAAUUAAGCAUAUCAAUGGCGCCAACAUCUUCAAUCCAAUUCAUAGAUGCUGCACUUUCUUGUACAACUCCUUUUUCUCUAUCCUACACAGACUCUGAGCAAAAAUGGCUCAUCCGAAAACACCUCAUUUCAUUUCUUCAAGAUUACCCCACCUUCAUUCCUUCAAACGAUUCAUUUACUCACAACGAUGGCACCACAGUGAACCUUUUAAACGCCACUGGAUAUCUCCAUGUCUCUUCUUCCACACCUCCUAUUCACCUCACCAUUUGGGUUCAUGAAAGCUACCCUUUCAUACCUCCCAUGGUGUUUAUUUCCUCAAACAACGCGAAUCAUCAUCACCAUAAUCAUCCUUUUGUUGAUUCAUGUGGAGGAAUCGCCUCGGCUUAUCUUCAAACUUGGUCUUACCCGGGACACAAUUUGUCCGAACUUGUUCACAAUCUUGUCAAAAUCUUUUCUCACGAUCAUCCCUUCGCUAAUUCUUCCCCCGGUCCUACUUUGUCUCACCCUUCUUUCGCUUCGAAACGGGAGGCUCUCGACCGCCUUUCGGCGAUGCUUCACUACGAUGCGGCGGCAGUGAUGUCCAAGACAGCGGAAGAAAUAGAGGAGCUAUCGAUAUUACAAGUAGAAAUGAAGAAGAGAGCCGGUGUUAUUGAGAAUAUAGUUACUGAGCUGGAGAUGGAAAGGAAGAAGCUGAAGGAGAGAGCGAUGGAGUUGGGUGACAAAGCUGAUGUGCUGAGGAGUUGGUUGGCCGCAAAUGAUCCGAAGUCGUUUGAAGUUAUGAAUGAAAUUGAAGAUGCAUUUGAAGCGAUUGGUGAGGGGUCGAAAAUAGUGGUUGAAAAAUUGGCUGCUGAUAAAGCUGUAGAGGAUGUGAUAUAUGCAUUGGAUAAGGCACUUGAAGAAGAAGUUGUGAGCUUUGAGAUUUAUAUUAGGCAGAUUAGAAUGUUGGCCAGAGAGCAAUUCUUUCACAGAGAUUUUUUGGUCAAAUUAAAAGGUUGGGAUAUACGUAUUUAGUCU